Messenger RNA from Cyphellophora attinorum, 1842 nucleotides. RefSeq names its product NAD(+) kinase. The coding region runs from base 1 to 1842 and encodes 613 amino acids. NCBI's taxonomy places the organism in Eukaryota, Fungi, Ascomycota, Eurotiomycetes, Chaetothyriales, Cyphellophoraceae. Gene Ontology annotation, molecular function: NAD+ kinase activity. The transcript has 2 exons. The record is from RefSeq and is a predicted model, not a curated record. Gene Ontology annotation, biological process: NAD+ metabolic process; NADP+ biosynthetic process.
AUGCCCGACUCCAUUCCUCCAUCUUACGCAGCACAACAACAAGGUCCAUCGCUUUCUGCUACCUCGACACUUCCCUCGAGCCCCAUGCCCAAGGCCUCACAAGAUGGCUCCGCAUCAUAUACACCAGGUGUUGGCGAGACGAUACUACGACAGUACGCCGAUCAACUUGAUCCCUUAGACCAUAAAGUAGAGUCGGCCACCGCGCAUGAUCCGACUCCCACGAGCACCGACCUUGCGAGCCCAACAGGCACUGCAGUCUCAAGAUCUUCACAGACCACCUACAAGGCUUCACGGGCUUUCCGGUUGCCCAAGAGUUUUCUCGGGCACAGGCGGCGGUCCACAGACGUCCCGAACAUUCCAACACAGACAAUACUCAAAGCCCUGGUGUCCAAGGCCACAGGUCCGCCUACGGCACCUAUGGCAAUGUCUAUGACAGGGUUCCGAACGGCACUGGACAACAUAGACGAUACGAGCUCAAACGGGUCGACAUCACCAUGUCCAACGACAUUCACGACAGGUCUCAACCUGAACAACAUGUCGAAUUGGUCACCUACCUCGGCGAUGAAGUCACCGUGCUUCUUCCACCAGCGCUUCGAUGGCAUCGUCGACAUCCAGAAAGUCCUCGACGAGAUGAGCGUCGAGGAUGAAUUCUCACACUCUCGUCUGACACAGACCGCCAACGGUGUUCGCGAAGUAUCCAAGCAGCUUCAACGGAGGCCUCUGAAACGUGCUGUCCGUACUAUCAUGAUCGUGACGAAGGCCCGAGACAACUCGCUAGUCCACCUCACACGCGAACUUGCCGAGUGGCUGCUCAGCACGCCACGCUACGGCAAGGAUGCUGGCGUCACCGUCUACGUCGAUGCCAAACUCCGACAAUCCAAGCGCUUCGACGCACCCGGCCUCCUCGCCCGCGACCCUCGCUUCGCACACAUGCUAAAAUACUGGACGCCGGACCUAUGCUGGUCCUCACCCGAAAAAUUCGACCUAGUCCUGACCUUAGGCGGCGACGGAACCGUCCUGUUCACAUCCUGGCUCUUCCAACGAAUCACCGCAUCAUGGGCGACGCAGGGCAUGCGCGUCAACCUGCGCAUGCGCUUCACCUGUACCGUCUGGCGACAGGACACGCAUCCGGGCGCCGAGAAGGGCGCCGUGGAGGAAGGCGAGCAGUUUGAAGUGCUUAAUGAGAUGGUCAUCGAUCGCGGCCCGUCGGCGUAUGUCUCCAAUCUCGAGCUUUACGGGGACGACGAGCUCCUGACCAUCGUCCAAGCAGACGGUUGCAUCUUCUCCACGCCCACGGGAUCAACAGCCUACUCGCUCUCCGCGGGAGGCAGCCUGAUUCAUCCCUCCAUCCCAGCAAUCCUACUCACGCCUAUAUGUCCACACAGCCUCUCCUUCCGGCCCAUGGUCCUCUCCGACACCCUAAGCCUGCGCAUCGCAGUUCCCCAGAAAUCGCGCAGCAGCGCGUAUGCCAGCUUCGACGGCAAGGGGCGCAUCGAGCUCAAGCAGGGCGAUUAUGUAACGCUAGAGGCAAGUCAAUACCCAUUCCCGACCGUGAUGGCUGGUGGGAACGAAUGGGUGGAGAGCGUGCAGCGGGCGUUGAGGUGGAACGUGAGAGGGGCGGAGCAGAAGGGGUGGGACGAGGGGCUGGAUGGAGAGGGUAUGGCUGGGGAGCAGGAGAAGUGGGAUAUUGAUAUUGACAAUGUGGUCGGCGGUGCUGGGGUGGGGGGGACAGAUAGUGGGUUGGGGCAGAGUGAGGAUGGGGAUGGGGUUGGUGUGGCGGCGAGCCCGAGUAUUACGGGGAAGGAGAAGGAAAAGGGGAGGGCGACGUUGUUGACUAUGUGA